AUGUGGCAGCGUAAUCAUAUUAUGCAGCUUAUUGUUGUUGUUAAAGGCAUAGGCUUUAACUGCCACACUCUGCUCCAAAGCUGCCUGACGUUUGGGGCUUUCUCAUUCAUAAUUGAAGGUCUUAACAAGCAACAACCAGCACUUGCUUCCUCACUUAAAAUGGGUGUCAACAAGCAACACUAUGGUGAGCUUCCUCCUUUAUCACUCGCCAUCCCAACGAGCUCAAGGAGUCGUUUUCGUCAUUUUGCCGGUCCAUUAGAAAAUGAUGUGGUGAGAGUGCCUUCGUGUAUAUGGUUAUUCUUCAGGGAUAUGAUCAAAGGAAUUCUUUUAUCUGCUGUGAUUGGUCCACCUAUUGUAGCUGCUAUCAUAAUUAUUGUGCAGCUUCCAGAGGGAGAUCUUAGGACCAAAAUUGAGAAUCUUGCUUCAUCUCUUAAAUUUCCAUUGAAAAAAAAGUUUGUUGUUGAUGGAUCAACAAGAUCGAGCCACAACAAUGCGUACAUGUACGGAUUUUUCAAGAACAAGCGAAUUGUCCUUUAUGACACAUUAAUUCAGCUG
Molecule: messenger RNA, 555 nt
Organism: Striga asiatica
Lineage: Eukaryota; Viridiplantae; Streptophyta; Magnoliopsida; Lamiales; Orobanchaceae
Source: the annotation of a GenBank genome assembly